GGACAUUAUGAAAAGUCCAAAAACAGAAACCGGAAAAAUUAGUUUGCCCGGUGAAUUCGUCGUUAAGAAAAAUGAACAUGGAGUACCAAUUAUUUAUCCUAAAGAGGUUUGUCCUGAAAACGACCCUGAGAAUCUCCUACGUGUGGUUUAUGAUCACGGUAAAAUAAUUGAAUGGGAUGAUUUUAAUACUAUUCGAGAACGUGCAGCUAAAGAAUGGUCAUGUUUACCGCGUUCCUAUGAUAACGUUAGCCCGGAACUUAAAGAGAAAAUUUCAAAAUGCCUUCAGGAGAUUAAAAGUAGAUUGGAAAUGGAAAUGGCAAUGUAA
This is a messenger RNA of Racocetra persica, 325 nucleotides long. The record is from the annotation of a GenBank genome assembly. NCBI's taxonomy places the organism in Eukaryota, Fungi, Glomeromycota, Glomeromycetes, Diversisporales, Gigasporaceae.